AGUGAAAGGUAGAUGCGCUUAGGGUUGAGUUUUGCCAUCUCCAACUUGAUUUAGUGAGUCCCUCUCUAAACCGGUAAAAUGUAUGCAGCUAUCACGCUCUUCGUCUUCAUGUGCCUGUCUGCCACCACCAAUGCAGAUCACCACCAUCAUCCUUGUCAUGCACCCAAUAUGACAGGAUUCAUGUCCGUGCUUGCCCUUAAGGGGGAUAUAAAGGGGUACGGUGCGUUCACCUACGAUUCAAUGGGCAAGAAACUACGGUUCAGGUCAAACGAGAGCCACCCCAUGAACACAUCAGUAGGAUUGGAUCUGCUGAUGUUCUUCGACGAGGGGAUACUCUACGAGAUUGACAGCAAAAACAAGAGCUGUGAGAAAAAGACACUGCAUUGCACCAUGCACCCCCUGGACGUCCCGGAUGAUGCUACGUUCAUGUCUACGGCCAACGGUGGAAGUCCAACCAUUGAAGGGGAGGGAUUGAAAGUCACUACCUGGACUGGUUCAACGGCGGACAUGAAGGGCCACUACUCCAUGUCUGUAACCAUGGGUUGUCUGCCUGUGUGGAGCUUCUUCUUCCACGAGUCCUCAUCAUUCUUUGUCAGCCUGACAGAGGUUGAAAAUGAGAUCAAGGAUCCUGACCAGCUCCUGGUGCCGUCCUAUUGUCUGGCCGUGCCUUUGGAGGAGACACCUGAAGGGACCGUCAAUAGUUUCCUCAACGAGUUCAUGUAGAUGAAGCCUCGCCAGCAGAAAAACAAACCCCUAUCCAAGUGUGGCCCGCCAGAGCUUUAGACCUUUUCUCUGCUUUUCAUGUGUGACUCUACUUUUGCGUGUUCAACACCGCCCUACAUCAAGUCUGUUUCUGUCACAUCUUCCAAUCCCCUGUAUGUCUCUUAAUGGAUCAUCCUGUAUACAUACACGUUGAUGUAAAAGAAAAAGAAUAUGUCAUGGAUUAUAGAAAAAGUCGUAAUUACUAACAGUUUGGUCGCUUUUCAAGUUGCUACUGCUUACAAACCUGUAAGAUAUGAUUAAUGGAACAAUAAAAUGUCAAAGCUGUCAAA
Messenger RNA from Trematomus bernacchii (emerald rockcod), 1052 nucleotides. RefSeq names its product ependymin (gene epd). The record is from RefSeq and is a predicted model, not a curated record. The transcript is spliced from 6 exons. Gene Ontology annotation, biological process: cell-matrix adhesion. Bases 79 to 723 code for a protein of 214 amino acids. Gene Ontology annotation, molecular function: calcium ion binding. NCBI's taxonomy places the organism in Eukaryota, Metazoa, Chordata, Actinopteri, Perciformes, Nototheniidae. Gene Ontology annotation, cellular component: lysosome; extracellular region.